CCUUUCAGGGAUAAGUCGGUCCCGCCGGUGGCGGGCAGGCAGGUAGUGUUCCUGCGGCGUUCUGGGCCCGUGGCCUCGGUCCCAGUGAGCCAGGCAUGAAGAUCACGAGGCAGAAACACGCCAAGAAGCAUCUCGGCUUCUUCCGCAAUAACUUCGGAGUCCGUGAGCCCUACCAGAUUCUGCUGGACGGCACUUUCUGUCAGGCGGCGCUGCGGGGCCGCAUUCAGCUGCGCGAGCAGCUGCCCCGCUAUCUCAUGGGGGAGACGCAGCUGUGCACCACCAGGUGUGUAUUAAAAGAGUUAGAAACAUUGGGGAAGGAAUUAUAUGGGGCAAAACUGAUUGCACAAAAAUGCCAAGUUCGAAAUUGUCCCCAUUUCAAGGAUGCAGUGAGUGGAUCAGAAUGUCUGCUUUCCAUGGUUGAAGAUGGAAAUCCUCAUCAUUAUUUUGUGGCAACACAGGAUCAGAAUUUGUCUAUGAAAGUAAAGAAAAAACCUGGAAUUCCUCUGAUGUUUAUUAUUCAGAACACUAUGGUCUUGGACAGACCUUCUCCCAAAACAAUUGCUUUUGUUAAAGCAGUAGAGUCAGGUCAGCUUGUCUCAGUGCAUGAGAAACAAAGUAUCAAGCAACUCAAAGAAGAGCAGGGUUUAGUGAAAAACCCUGAACAGGGAAGAAGAAAAAAGCGCAAGAAAAUAAGUGGCCCCAAUCCUCUUAGCUGUUUGAAGAAAAAGAAAAAAGCACAGGACACAAAAUCUGCCUCUGAAAAGAAAAAAAAGAGAAAAAGAAUCCGGAACAGAUCUACUCCAAAAGUACUUUCUGAAAAGCAGAAAGCAGAAGGAUAAUCCUUAGACAUCUUAAAAGAUAUUAAACUUUGAAAAGUAAAUUUCUCUUUAAAACUGUGGAA
Molecule: messenger RNA, 901 nt
Organism: Manis pentadactyla (Chinese pangolin)
Lineage: Eukaryota; Metazoa; Chordata; Mammalia; Pholidota; Manidae
Gene: UTP23
Product: UTP23 small subunit processome component
Exons: 3
Coding region: 96-839 (247 amino acids)
Cellular component (GO): nucleolus; small-subunit processome
Molecular function (GO): small ribosomal subunit rRNA binding
Source: RefSeq, a predicted model, not a curated record